Molecule: messenger RNA, 2235 nt
Organism: Morchella sextelata
Lineage: Eukaryota; Fungi; Ascomycota; Pezizomycetes; Pezizales; Morchellaceae
Exons: 4
Coding region: 1-2235 (744 amino acids)
Source: RefSeq, a predicted model, not a curated record
AUGGUGCGCUUUUUCUCUCGUUCAUGCUUUACGCCUGCCGUUAUCGACCGUAUUUCUGCGGCGUUCAUCUGUAUUACAUUACUGGGUGUGGCUUUACGCUACUGCUGGUUCGAUGCCAGAGACCCAUUCAAAUGCGGCGCAAUACUCAACGAAGGCGAAUGGCUCGAUUAUCCCCCAGAAAACUCAACUAUAGUUCCCGAAAAUUGGCAGCCUCCAGGCUGUAUGAUGCACAAAUACGUCUCCGACGACGUUUCAACUUGCCUAGCAAACCGUCGGGUUUUAUUUAUUGGGGAUGCAUCUAUUCGACAGGUUUUCUGGUCUGUGGCGAAGGCGUUGGAUCCUAAAGCAAACCCUGCAACGGCCGAAAAGCAUGUUGAUAUAACGGUAGAAAAAAGCGAUGUCAAGUUGGAAUUUGUCUGGGAUCCCUGGCUCAAUUCGAGCAGGUUGCACACUGAACUUUCUUCAUAUAGCGAUGGAAAAGUGCAGGAUGUAUCUGGAAAUCCCCCCGCUUUGUUCUUGAUGGGAUCCGGACUGUGGUAUGCAAGGCACGAAAAUAUGAAUGGUUUAAAGAUGUGGAAAGAUAGCAUCGACGAUGUCGUUCAGCACAUGAGAAAGGGUCGCAGGACGACAGACAUGACUGAAUCGGAUCUCUUACUGAUUGCUCCAGUCAUUGUACCAGCAUGGAACAAACUUAACGACGACCGCAAGGCGACUAUAACUCCACAAGAAAUCAGAGCUAUGAACCAGUACCUUCAACAGCUGUCGGAUUUUCAGGGCGUAGAUGUUAUCUGGUCAUGGCACGAAAUGAUUAACGAUCUACCACAGGUGUACGAAAGCUCGGGCAUUCAUUUGGUAGAUAGCAUUGCAGAAAAGCAGGCGGAAGCGCUGUUGAAUUUAAGGUGUAAUGCAGUAACAGCAACCAAAUACCCUUAUGAUCAGACGUGCUGCAAUAGGUACCGUGCACCGAACCACGUUCAGUGGAUUGGCCUUUUGUUCAUUUUGGGGCUUCUUCCCGCAAUUCUUUACAUGAGAAGUAAAGGUAAGAAUUUGACAUCCAGCUGCUAUUCAUGGACAAAAUGCUUAGAGGAUCUCUCAGAUGAGAAGACAGGAAUAAAGUCGAUUGCCCAAGCUGCAUGGCUUCCGUCAGAUGAGGUGGCAUGGGCUCUUCUGGUUUUUGGCCUGGCUGUCGUUUACUGCUUUUAUGCGGAUCGUACACAAGUUUUCAACAAAGCUCACAAGCAAUACUUCACUUCGGACUUUUUAUGGGGAAUCGUACUAUCGCUUGCGGUAGGACUUUUUACUCUUCGUAAAAGCUCCGAAACCAACCCGGAUCAACCUUUUCUGAACCGUUUACAGACAGAUGAGUGGAAAGGGUGGAUGCAGUUUGCCAUUCUCAUUUAUCAUUAUACAGGGGCAUCAAAGAUUACUGUUAUUUAUGGAUUCAUUCGUGUAAUCAUCGCUGCGUAUCUAUUCAUGACUGGAUACGAACAUACUCUCUACUUCCUUAACCAAAAGGAUUACUCAUUGAAAAGAGCUGCAUCAGUACUGGUUAGGCUGAACCUUCUGAGUUGCGUGCUCCCGUUUAUGAUGGGCACAAACUACCUUUUCUACUACUUCGCUCCGCUGUGCUCGUACUGGUUCUUGGUUGUGUUUACAACUAUGAGGGUUGGAGAGCAGCACAACUCGAAUACUAAAUUCCUCGCCGCCAAAAUCGUGCUCGCGGCCAUCCUUUCGGCCACAUUGACCCACUUCCCGGGGGUAUUGGAAGCUAUAUUUAGACUGGUCGGUUUCCUCGCGAGGACAGAAUGGGAUGUCAAUGAAUGGAGGUUCAGGGUCUCAUUGGAUAUGUGGAUCGUCUUUGUCGGCAUGGCUGUAGCGAUUGCGGUCAAUAGAAACAAGGAAAAUUCAUACACAUCAAUGCUAGGUCACCGUGUUGCAGGUGCAACUGUUACACUAUCUAGGUGGGUUUUGGGGACACCUCCAAGAUCCAACAUGUCGCAGCAGCAGCCAGGGCUUCCGACGUCGAGAGGAGGCUUGGAUGAUGAUGACGACGAGCCAGAAGAAAUGAAUGACGAAGCGGCCGGUUCAUCUCGUAGAAGAAGUGGAGAGGAGUUGAAGUCAAGGUCGAGAGCAAAGACUUUGAGCGAAGAGGCACCAUCAGGGUACUGGGGAAACCUGAAGUAUCGGAUGACGGCAAUAUUGGUUAUUAUAUGGUUUUUGAGCUUGACCUAUUGA